Styela clava is the source of this 3494-nucleotide messenger RNA. The record is from RefSeq and is a predicted model, not a curated record. NCBI's taxonomy places the organism in Eukaryota, Metazoa, Chordata, Ascidiacea, Stolidobranchia, Styelidae.
UUUUUUAACUCAUAUAUACACAAGUAUGUGCUUAUAGUCUUAUAUCGAGCCUUGUUCAGAGUAGACCAAUCCAGAAAAAACGUAAAAAAGUAGAAAAAUGUCAACGAAAGUCACACAAAUCAAAAGUGGGAGUCAUGUGAAACGAGAAAGUUACUUUAUUCGCUUUCGCAAGCGUUGGAAACGACGAGGCGUUAUCGAGAUUGGCGAAUCCCACAACAAACACCCAUUUACGCUGUAUGUUCGACAAGGCCUGCAAGAUAGCAUUGCUGCAACUAAGGAGUUCAAGGGCCAGGGAACUGACAAACAAUAUUCUCAAGAAAUUCAUAGAAAAUUGGUUUCAAGCCAUGAUAGAACUGAGUUUGAAUUUGUGACCUAUGCACCAGAAGUAUUCGAGUCACUCAGAGAACAAGUUGAUAUGUUUCCAGACACUUAUUACGAUCGUAUAUGUCCGGAUGAUAAUGAUAUAAAAUAUCUGGAAUUUGUGUCAAAUUCAAAAAGUGGACAAAACUUUUUCCUUUCCAACAACAAACAGCUUAUGAUCAAGACACAUACAAGAAAUGAAAAGAAUUUUUUUCUAAAAAUAUUACCAAGUUACAUCAAUCAUCUCAAACGAUACCCGCAUUCAUUGAUUGUAAGAUAUCUUGGAUUGUAUAAAAUCACCAUCAAUAAGCAUGAUCCGGUCUAUUUCAUUGUUAUGCAAAGCAUCUUAUAUCCAGAUGAAAGAAUUAACCAAAGAUAUGAUUUGAAAGGCUGUCAGGCUGGGAGAUUUACCAAGGAACAAAACAAUGAUCAGAAUGAAAUCAUCACUGUCUUGAAAGACAUGAACUUUGAAGAAACAAAGAUAUUUCUAGGUUCACAAAGCUCUUGGUUUGAUCUACAAAUUCAACACGAUACUGAGUUUUUAAGAAGUUUGAGAGUUAUUGAUUACAGUCUCCUGAUCGGGGUACAAUCGCUACAUCAAGAGGAAAUCAAGGAAAACAGGGAACUUGCUUCAAUCAUUGUCAGAACAAAAAAAUCAACAUCUCGUCAACACAGCGUUCUACGUCACUGGGCCCAAAGUCCAACAAGAAUGAUGAAGCAGAUUAGUGAGGAAUCCGAAGUAUCACAGUCAUCGUCACCAGAUGAAAACAUAAACCUACCAGGCACGGUACAGGAAGAAAACGAAUCUGACACAGUGAAAAGUAAUUCAACUAAAAGUACUUCAUCGAUUGUCAGUCCUAAAAAAAGCACUGCCGAUAGUCGAGAUUCCGUAAAUGAAUCAGAAUCAAUCAUGCAGAACCGUCGUUUACUGCCGCAAUGUCGUAACGAGCUUCACAUAAUCGAUGGGUCAAAUCAAGAACGCUAUUUCAUCGGUAUUAUCGACUUUUUUACGCCUUUUGGACUCAAAAAACGUUGCGAAGGAAUCUUUAAAGCGAUGAAGUAUAAAAAGUCUGGUUACUCUUAUUCUACAGUCAAUCCUGACGCUUAUGCCGAUAGAUUUCAAGAGUUUUUGAAGAAACACGUCGUUUAGGUCCCAUAGAAAUUGUGGGAGUCGCUUUCGUAUGUAGUCAUUACAAAUGUCGAUCGUACACGGAUCUCAACUUAUCAUGUUGUUUUUGUCGACUAAAAUUCGUAAUCGAGCCCGCAAAAUUGGUAGAAUCUAGACCAGUGGUUCUUAAACGAUGGGGGCGCCCCACAAAGAGGUCGUAGAAAAAUUACGUUCAUUUUCAACAUGUUUUUUGAAUAAAACAUACUUUCGCCUUACUAUCUGUUAUUUGUAGCUUAUUGUUAGCUAGUUAUUUUUGAAGUGAGACGCGACACUUAGCGAAUUUGAAAAAGAGGGCGUAGCUUAAUAAGUUUGAGAACCACUGUUUUAGACCUUUAUAAUAAAAGCCAAUGUUUGUCUCAAAUUUUUCAUUUCUCCUCCCAAACAAAAUGCGUAGUAAAAAUAACCUAACAGGGAUAGGCAAAGUCUAGUAAUCUAUUAUUUUCAAUAUAUAAUUUGACUCCAACUCUCUGCAUUUUAAAAUAUAAUUCCAACGACACAACAUUUUACAGAGUCGCAAUUCUUACCACUUCAUGGCAGCUCCUGCCACGAACGAACAAAUGGCGUCUUUUGCCAUGGGUUGUGGCGUUAGCACCGGAUAUUCACAAAGUCAUGUAUAAUAUUUUAGUUUAUUAUGUGGAAUUAUAUCUACCGGUACUUAAACCUGAAACCCCAAAUCAAUCAAAACUGUAUUCAUAAGGAAAAUGUUCUAACUUACCUAAAUUGUGUCACCAUCAGGGGCAGUGCUGCCAUUUCAGCCUAAAUGACGUCGUUAUGACAGCAAACUUUUACCCACCAUUGGUUUUUAAUUUGCUGGCGUGGUAAUGGCAUCUCACUAUUGGUUUGUGGCAGCUAAAUAGUCUGUCACCAUGAUUUUGGCCAUAGCGGUCAUGGUUUGGAAAUAUCGCCAUGGUUUUGCGGCAACUUCGGAUGCCACAAAAUACCUGAAACUGCACCUGAUUUUAUAUGUCAAACAUGUAUUUAUUAUUACUUUCUUAUUUUACCGGUUUUAAUUAUUAUUUUUGUAAAUUCCAAUGAUUUCUUGCUUCUAAUUAAGUAUCAUCAUUUAUACCUUGUUUAUUUUAUUAAAUAAUUAUUAUUUUUCCACAUUCCAAUGAUCUUCAUUAUCAAAAAGCAAUUGCAUCCACAUACUGCACAUCUUAAGCCCCCGACACAAAAACAUUUUUGUACUUAUCAUGUAUUUAUUAAACCAUGUUUAUUUUUUACCUAAACUAUUAUUUAUUGUUUUUAGCUGUGAUAUAGUUAUUCUAAUUAUGUUAUACACAAAGAUCCGUGUUUCAUUGACAUUAGCGUUUAUUGUGAGACUAUUUUAUUGCGCCCGGCAGAGUAGUCAUGUAGUUCUGUUCUAUACCAGAAGGUGGCAGCAGCAGGUGACGAUUUGCCUUUGUUUUUAUUUGAUUACUAAUCAAGAUGUCCAAUUCAACAUUUUUCUUCAAUGGUAAAAAAGCCUAUAUUAACAAUAUAACACUUAUAUUGUGAAUAUCAUGUAUUUUUCCAACAUUUUCAGCUGGUGGUGUGCCGCGGGAUUUUUUCAAUGAAAAAUGUGUAAAAACACUGUUUCCGACGCAUGAACUUGAUUGAGCUUGACUGUCGAAAAAAAUUGGAAAGAAUGUUAGCGGCUGCGAAUGCAAUCACUUCCUCGUGUAGAUUCAUUUUGUGAAAGACAUGUCUAAGAUUAAGUCUCCUUGGAACGAAAGUGAAAAUAUCCAUCUUUGGGCAAAGGCACAAAAACUCACACAAAUUUUUUUAUAAGAGCAACUAUCAUUGAAGUAUUAUACUUCUUCUGUUGGUCAUCUCCUGCCUAGCUUAACUGUUCUUGUGCACUGAUGCGUUUUCUGUUUAAUUUAAAUGCACUUUAUAUUGUUAAACCAUUAGACAUAAUAUUGCACUAUUUAAUUAUAUUUUGUCUUUUCGUUUGUAUUGCUUUUAAAUCUAAUACACAAACGCA